AUGAAAGCCGUGUUGUGUAUAGCUGUUUUGGUUUUGGUGAUGGCUCUGGCAGAGGCCGGUGGAUAUUAUCCGCGUAUGUACCAUAAGGGCAGACCAUGCUCCAAGGGUGGCAAGGGCCAUUUCUAUGGUGGCGGUUAUCCUGUAACCUACCCAGCCUCUUACAGUACCUACAGCAUGGGCUACCCCUCUUACGGGGGUUCUUAUUACGAUAACUCCUACAUGGGUAGCGGAUCUUACCUCGGUGGUGCCACGUACAUCACAAGUGGAGCCAGCCCAUACCUAAGCGGUGGAGGAUCGUACAUCAGUAGUGGUAGCUACUACCCGAGUAGUAGUGUAUCGUACGCUUCAGGAGGAUAUCCCUCCACUUACAGUACAGGAUAUCCCACCACUUACAGUACAGGAUACCCUACCGUCUACAGCAGUGGCGGUGGAUACCCAUACAGCGGAGGCAGCACCUUCAGUAGUGGCAGUUAUCCUGCUACUUACCAGGGUUGA
Molecule: messenger RNA, 495 nt
Organism: Ylistrum balloti
Lineage: Eukaryota; Metazoa; Mollusca; Bivalvia; Pectinida; Pectinidae
Product: peroxisomal membrane protein PEX13-like
Exons: 2
Coding region: 1-495 (164 amino acids)
Source: RefSeq, a predicted model, not a curated record